UGUCGGAGCCACGGCGGACGAAUACUCUGGCGGGACGUGGACGCGGCCGGCAGUAACCCUGCUGAUCUUCUUCGUGGUCUACUGGCCAACUGGCACGCAGAAUUCAAGAUGCUUUCGAGCGAACUGGAGGAGAUUUGAUAUGCCACUGAAACGGAUGUAGCGAGAUGACGACGACGACGACGACGACAGCUAUCUGAACAGCGCUGUGCGGCAGACUCGUCGUCGUAUAUAGGUGAGUGAUAACACGUUAUAUAUUACUUUACGUCGUGAUGUCAUCGGUGGCUAGAGGUGCGGCUGUGCGCAAAGAACCGGUGGACGGAGUGGCGCAACRACGGCGGAGGGAGCUGCAGGUGGUCCGGGCCGAAGUGCAAGCGUGCAGGCGGACGACGGAGAGUCUGUGUCGGCGCAUGGCCAACGACCGAGUAAAGCUGGAUACGGCAGUCGCGGAAUACGGGCGCCGGUCCGCGGAACUGGCGAAGCGGCAGUCCGAGGCGCACGGUCGACUGGUGGCCGUGCUGCAUGGCCGGUCGGCGGCCGAAUGCCGUCGCGAGAUGGUACACGAYCGCGCGGAGAACGAGCUGAGAGCGCGGCGGACCGCCAGCACAGUGCGCGCGUACCGGCUGGACGCCAGGUGGCAGCAGCUUCACGGUCGGUACCGCGGAUUUGUGACGGAAGUUUUGGACGCGGGUCAGCGGCCGUCGUCUUCGUCGCCACCAUUGCCGCGGCCAACACCACCGAAGCCGACGGUCGGCGUGGCGAGACGUCGGCUCGGGUCCACCAAACAAGGACGCCGUUUCUUCGCGCUGGCUGACCAUGUGGGCGCGCAGUACCGGCGUGAAUCGCUUCGGACGUCCCGGUCGCUGCACAAGCUGAUGUCCGGAUACCUCAGGGAAACGUCGGCGGGCAGCCCGUCCCCGUCUCGUGAUGGCCGGAUGUCGUCGGACGUGCUAGACAAUGCCGAACCGGCACAGGUGUUGGACAAGCUGCGGGUCAUGCAGGAGCAGUGUGCGAGGAUCGCUGAGCGCGUGCGCAGGCGGACAACGACCGGAUCGUCCGAGCAACACCCACCGGAGACCGGCGGCGGAAAACGUCCGCAAGCCGACGUGCUAUCUGAGGCCCAGCGCACGUUGACAGCGGGCCAACAGUACCUGAGCAGGAUACGGGAAUUGAUGGAAACGGCAAUCGGUGAAGUGGAGCGCGAGCAGAUUGCGUUGCGGAGACUGUUGUGUGCGACGUGCGCAACGUGUGUCGGUAAAAGAGCACCGCUCCGGUAUGGCUCGUCGGCGGUCACUGAAAUCGCGGGAUGCCUGGAGCGAGCCUGUUUCACGUUGUUCUCUCGAUUGGACAGAGCGGCGGCCCCGGCCCCUAAGACAACACUGGACCGGGGUUCGGAAGAGAAAAAUUUUGGGAAACGCUGGGCUAGAAUCCCAUUACAUAUUUUAAUGGUCCACGGUGUACUAGUCAACCACUUAUUAAAUGAAGUAUCAGGUGUAUCAGAAAUCGUAUCACUUAAUGGUGUUAGAAGCCAACAGUCAAGGUCUAAAUGGAAAAAUAUGAGGAAAAUUUGUGAGGAAAUUCCUAAA
Diuraphis noxia (Russian wheat aphid) is the source of this 1583-nucleotide messenger RNA. RefSeq lists its product as uncharacterized. Lineage: Eukaryota; Metazoa; Arthropoda; Insecta; Hemiptera; Aphididae. The record is from RefSeq and is a predicted model, not a curated record.